Molecule: messenger RNA, 2982 nt
Organism: Plasmodium vinckei vinckei
Lineage: Eukaryota; Apicomplexa; Aconoidasida; Haemosporida; Plasmodiidae
Product: conserved Plasmodium protein, unknown function
Exons: 1
Coding region: 1-2982 (993 amino acids)
Source: RefSeq, a predicted model, not a curated record
AUGAAUACAUCCCCCAAAUGUAUAAGUUGUAUAGAAGAUUGUUCGGAAAUAUUAAAUAUAACAAACAGACAAUUUGAAAAUGAACCUGAAAAUGUUACAUCAAGAACUAAGUUAAUAGACAUAUCGGAAAAAGAUAGUUGCACAUCUUAUACCCCUCUUAUAAAUAAAACCAAAUUUGUAAAUCAUAAAAACAACAAUGAAUAUAGUAAAGAUCGACAUAAAAUAUUUUCGUCAUUACUAAAAAAAAUACGAAAUGGAAAAGAAAAGGUAAGCGUAAACAUAAAAAAUUAUUAUGAUAAAAAAAAAUAUACAUAUAUAUAUGAAGAAAAUUUAGAUCGCAAUAAAAAAAAAGUCACAUUGUUAAAUUGUGAAAAUGGUGAUUCAAUAAAUAUAAACAAUGACACUAAUAUUGGAAUAAAUGAUAGAACUAAAAUAAAUCGAAAUGCAAGCUUUUUAAAAAUUUUCCACCAUAUUAAAAAUGAGUCAAAUGAUGGGGAAGUUGCAAAACUACGGGGUAUAAAAAUAAAUGGAAAUAAGGAAAACAAAAAAACCGAAGACUACUUAAUAAAUUUGCAGACUAAUCAAAAUAGAAACCAUGAUAUGAUAUGUAACCCUCAUAUGAAAUACUUAAGAAACAUUAAAAAACUAUUACACAUUAGUGAUGACGAAAUAAAGGAUGUUAUAGAAAUAUCAAAAUUUGAAAUCAAUUUAAAUAUUAACACAUUUUAUUAUAAAUUUAUAAAUGAAAAUAGUGAUAACUCUCUCUUAAAAUAUAAUGUCAAUUAUAAUAAAAAUGUAUAUGAUAUACAAGAAAAAAGGGGUUACAAAAAUGAAAAAAUUAUUUCUUACAAAAAAAAAUUUCCAAUUGGUUUUCUCUUACAUCAGUAUAAUAUCUCUAUGCAAGAAAAUUUAUAUUAUUGUUACAGAAUAUAUGAAUAUGAUAAUUUUGAGAAUGCUAAAAAUAAUAUGAGGUGUAAUAUAGAUCAUACAAAAUGCCAUCAUUUUUGUGCCGGAGCGAAUGGGUUAUUUGGCAACUUUAAAAGCAUUCCAAUAAAAAAUAAAAAUUGUUAUGAAUGCUCAAGAUAUAGAGAAAAUAAUGAAUAUUAUAAUGAUAAUAGUAAAGGGAAAGAGUGGUAUCCUGAGCAAGAUUUUGUAAAAAAUGUAGAAAUAAACCCAGAAUCGUCAGAUUUACACUAUUCAAACGAAGUAACUAAAAUAUGCUUUGAUACCUGCAAAUUCGAUGAAGGCUAUUUAAAAUGUUCACAAAUAAACUGUGUAAAUUGUAAAAAAAAUAAGAAAAACAUUAGUAACAACAAUAGUUGUAACAUGCCGAAAGUAAUAGGAAGCAAACAAAAUUGUUUCAAAAGUACACAUACUGAAGAUAAGGGUAAUUUAAAUAGCGCUUAUUCUAAUUCCUUGACUACAACUGACUAUCCAUAUAUGCAUAAUAAUAGUGAUGAAAAAAAAUCGUCGAAUAAAAUUAGAAACUUUCUUAAAGAAAUAAUAAAAAGCGGUAAAAGAGAUAUCACAACAAAUUCAAAUAACUUUAAUAAUGGCUAUCACCCAAAUGAAAAAAGCUACAAUAAAAAAGACAAAGUAUAUAAGGAAAAGAAAGGAGGGGAAACAAAAAACAGUUUCAAACAAGAUGACACAAAAGAAUUAUUUAAUAAAAAUUCAGAAUGGAACAUGGCAACUAAUAAAAUUAGUAGCAAUAAUAUAAGAAAUAGACAACACAUUAGCAUUAAAAAAAUGAAAUCCUUUGAAAGUUCCUUUAACACUGAUAACAUAAAACAAGAAUUUAUAAAAUCCAAGGAAAACUAUAAAGACAAUUUGGAUGGUGAUAUUACAUUCAAAUGCACUAAUGAAAAAACAAAUGUUUAUGAGGAAAAUUAUGACAAAUAUGGUAGUGCAAUGAAAUAUAAAGAAAGUAUAAACAAUAGCGAUGAAUUUUUAACAAGCCAAUAUAUUGAUAAUAAUUUUAAUGACAUAUAUUAUAUUCAAAGAAUAAAUGCAAAUAAUGACACAUUUUCUGUAUUUGUUAAAAUUUAUCAAAUAUAUAUUUUUUCGAGGGCAAACAAUGAGAUAAAUAUAGAUAAUAAAGAAGAAAAAAAUGAUGAUAAUAAUAAUAAUAAUGGAAAUAUUCAAAAUCGAAUUAAGGGUUAUCGAAAUUUCGAGGAUAGUUAUAAAGAACGAACCAAUUCUCGUAAUUCAAACAAAACAAAAGUGUCUGUAUAUGUUUUGAUUACUAUUCUCAAUGACAGCCUAUUAAAGUAUAUAAUAAAGAAAAAGAUACUUUAUGAUAUUACUAAUUGCAUAAAUCAAUGGGAGAUAGAUAUAAUAACAGAAGUCCAAAAUCUAAAAAGCACCACUAGUAAUAUAUCGAUGUCUAUUAAAAUAAAAGAAUGGAAUGAUAAUAUAUAUUGUAUAAUUAAAAAUAUAGAAAAUUUUAUUAAUGAUUAUUUAAAAGUAUUUAUACGUAAUAUUGCUAUAAAUAUUAUUUAUUUUUUGGGUAUAUAUGAAAAUAAUAUGCUACAAAAUUAUAUUUCCUUUUUAAAAACCGAAGAUAGUAAUAUUUUGCACACACAAAAAAAAUACACUUUUAAGAGUAUAUAUAAUGAUAUUAAAAAAAAAAUUCAAGAACUAAAACCCAAAAAAAAGAGAAGGAGUAAUGAGCAUAGACAAAAAAACCGUCAAAAUAUACCUCACAACCAAAAUUACAAGAAAGGGCAUAAUUGGUUCCAAAAUAUAUUUAAAAAAAAUGACGAUAAAAAAAAAUACACAUUUUUUUAUGAUGAUGCAUGUUUUUUUAAUAAUUUAACAAUUGACAAAAAAAAGUGCUAUUUUAAAUCGCAUCACGAAGCAAAUAGUUAUGUUGCAUAUAUAAAUAACAUAUAUUAUAGAAGAAUUAUGUUUUUGUAUAUUUUGUUUUUUUUUGUGUAUAUAGCAAUAACAAAAAACAUGUCCUGCUCUUGUUAUGCGUAA